Entrophospora candida is the source of this 240-nucleotide messenger RNA. Lineage: Eukaryota; Fungi; Glomeromycota; Glomeromycetes; Entrophosporales; Entrophosporaceae. The record is from the annotation of a GenBank genome assembly.
AUGGAUUAUGAUGAUGAUUAUGAUGAUGUUUAUGGUGACGUUUAUGAUGACGUUUAUGAUGAUGACGUUUAUGAUGACGUUUAUGAUGACGUUUAUGAUGAUGUUUAUGAUGACGUUUAUGAUGACGUUUAUGAUUUUCCUUUGGAAAAGAAAAAAAAUUGGCUUGCCAAAAAAUCAAACAACUUGGAAAACAGAGAACCAAAAAAAACGAUGACAAUGAUGACGAGUAAUAUUUCUUUG